AUGGAAUCGUUCAGCCUGCAAUACGACAUGUCAGAAUUGGCACUCCCAAUCCGGCUGGGUCUCGUCGUCAACGACAUUGUCGCCAUGAGCCUCAGUUUCGCAACUGAGAGAACCUUAUUCCUUGUUCUCGGGGGAAUCCUUGCAACCUCCCUUCUCUUCAACGGAAUACUCACGGUCGCCGGGUUAUGGCAGAAACGAUCCAGAUCCAGGUUGAGAUUGGCCGACGAGCCCCAUUGCCCGUCUCUGAUUGUCCUGACCAUCGAGGUCUUGGGCGUCAUCGCGUUCUUGGUUCUCUUCGUCAUGGGCACGGUUGAUGCAACCAACGACUAUUACUAUUACUAUGGCCAGGAGCUGACAAUGAAGAAUUACGCCUGUAUUGGAUCGAUCGUUGCAUGUAGCUUAGAGGAUGUCAUGUUCUCUCUGCCGCCAUCGCCGCCUGAACAAGAAAGAGAUGCAGCAGGACAACGGGCCAUCUUGUCUCCGAAUGCUGACGGCGAAGGGGAAAAUGAUCGCCUGGUUGCCACCAAAGAGUGA
This is a messenger RNA of Exophiala dermatitidis NIH/UT8656, 534 nucleotides long. RefSeq lists its product as uncharacterized. The transcript is spliced from 2 exons. The record is from RefSeq and is a predicted model, not a curated record. The coding region runs from base 1 to 534 and encodes 177 amino acids. Lineage: Eukaryota; Fungi; Ascomycota; Eurotiomycetes; Chaetothyriales; Herpotrichiellaceae.